Messenger RNA from Anthostomella pinea, 1266 nucleotides. The record is from the annotation of a GenBank genome assembly. NCBI's taxonomy places the organism in Eukaryota, Fungi, Ascomycota, Sordariomycetes, Xylariales, Xylariaceae.
AUGGCGUACGAGACCGCGGCGAGCGCCUGUAGGCCGCGGAAAGCGUGGAAGGAGUCAUUGGUUACCCAAUCCUUCGACGCCACCCGCGACUGUCGAGACCUUAACCGAAUCCUCGAGACGGUCAAUCAGGACAAGAGUUUCAACUUUUGUGCUGCAGAUACGUCGGUAGUCAUCGACUAUAUCAACAAGAGCCUCAUCAUGCCGAAAGCCAGCAAUCAACCCAAGCCCUGCGAGAUCCAGCUAUGGUGGUUCGGCGGCCCCGGAGUCGGCGAGGCGUUUUGUCGGAAUGCGACCGACAUUGCGGUCCAGGUGUACAAGACCAGGAACUUUACAUUCGAUAAGGCACAGCCGUACGAGAGCGUUAUCCAAGCCCCGCGGGCAUAUUGCCAUGAGCAUCUGGAGGCGGAACUGGCCUCCAUUGGCAAUCCUGAUAUCGCUGACCAGGUACUGACAUCCUACGGUAUCGAGUUGGCCCUCUUGCUACUCUUUGUCACCAUGUCUUAUACCAACAAACGUGUCCUUGGAAGUUUCGGUCCACUCGCAGACAGCGUCCGCGAUGCGUUUUGGGACUUCUGGGGAGCCGCGACCCUCCUCAUCUUCGCCGUCGUCGCAGCCGCUCUCGUCACUUUCCGGGACUACCAGUCCACGUCGAACACCAUUCAAACCGACUUCGGGUAUACCCACUUCUACGAGGAGGUGGAAAAUCUGGGCUACUUGGCUGACGCCGCUGGUGCUCUCCAUCUCUGUGUUGCCACGAUGUGGGUGAUAUGGUACCGCGGAGUCAGGGACCAGGACAAUCCUGUCCACAUCGUGUUCGGGGGCCUCGGGGACUUCGACGUUAGCAGCUUCCUCUACCGGAAGUCCCGGGCUUACACACUGGCGACGUGUAUCCUGAUGACGGUUCUGCCUGUCCUCGGGGUGCUUCCCGCAUUGGUUGGUCGGUUUCUGUCUGUCCUCGGGGUGCUUUCCGCAUUGAUUGGUCGGUUUCUGCCUGUCCUAGGGGUGCUUUCCGCAUUGAUUGAUCGACUUAAGGUCAGCUGGGCUCUCAAAUAUUCCGAGAGAAUACUUGGAAGAACGUUUCGCGUCCUUGGCCUGGCUAUGGCUGCGGUACAGUUCUUCGUGAUCUGUUACAUACGCGCGCAGGCUAGCAAGGAUGCCCGUGGUCAGAACCCGGAAGUCGGGUUCACUUUUGGUCAGGUCCUGGCUCUAACCGCGUGGGUUCCUCUACUGUAUAAGCUCUUCGUUGAGGCACUUGGGCUAUGGUAG